This is a messenger RNA of Gongylonema pulchrum, 204 nucleotides long. Lineage: Eukaryota; Metazoa; Nematoda; Chromadorea; Rhabditida; Gongylonematidae. The record is from the annotation of a GenBank genome assembly.
AUGGUACCGCUCGGUGAUCUGUUUGGCGGACAGUCAGCAGCCAUAAGCUCAUUCCCAGGAUGGCUUGUUGCAUUGCUAAUGUUACUGAUUAUUGGUGCACUGUUGUUGUUACUGGUGAUGUUUUGCAUCAGAAGGAAUUUGUUCUGUUUUAGAAAAGUGAAACCGUCACAUCCAUAUGACGAUAAAAGGAAAAAAGCGAAGUGA